AUGUACAUUUAUGGUGAACAGUAUCAUGGCUAUUACUAUCAUUAUGCUCCAUAUGGUGGUGGUUUAUUGUUUAUAAUUAUGAUUCUUCUUAUUUGUUGUUGUUGCAUGUUAAGCGCAACGGAAAUACCGCCAUACGGAUAUUAUUAUGAUUGUAUAUGUUGUGGACCAUGUAUUAAUUGUCAUCCAUUUCAUCGUCAUCAGCAUCAUUUAAAUCCUGUUUUCAUCGUAUAA
This is a messenger RNA of Brugia pahangi, 231 nucleotides long. Lineage: Eukaryota; Metazoa; Nematoda; Chromadorea; Rhabditida; Onchocercidae. The record is from the annotation of a GenBank genome assembly.